AUGCAACUUAAAUUUGGAACAUGGAAUGUACGAACACUACUAGAUGAAAAUGAAAACAGACCCGGACGGAGAACUGCCUAUUUAUAUAUAGUGGCACUUUCUGAGACUCGUAUCGCCGGUGAGGGACAACUGUGUGAAGAAGGUGGUGGCUACACAUUCUUCUGGAAGGGACAGGAACCUGGAACACCAAGACAGCUUGGUGUAGGUUUUACUGUAAAAAAUUGCAUGCUUUUCAGUUUAACAGAGUACCCAAGUGGCAUAAAUGAACGCCUAAUGACAUUCAGACUAUAUCUUGAGGGAAAUAAACAUGCCACAGUGAUCAGUGCUUACGCUCCAACCCUUCUUGCAGAGGAUCAAACAAAAGAAUUAUUUUAUGCCGCUUUGGACACAGUUCUCACAGCUAUCCCAAAUGAGGACAAAUUAAUGCUUUUAGGUGACUUUAGUGCCAGAGUAGGACGAGACAGUGACAUCUGGAGAGGUACCAUUGGAAAAGAGGGUGUUGGCAAAAUUAAUGCAAAUGGGACACUCCUACUCUCGAAGUGUGUAGAACAUGAUCUGGUUGUAACUAAUACUCUUUUUAGGCAGAAAAAUAAAGUGAGAUCUCAUGAUCAAAAGGAUGUAUUACUUACAAGAUCAGUGACAGGAUCCGAAGAAUGCUGGACUGACCACCACCUGGUAUACUCUUGUAUUAUGAUGAAGACAUUGACUAAAAAGAGAAACGCGCAUGCACUAAAGCGACUGAAGUUUAACGUUGAUUCACUUAAGAACGACUCGAAUAAGCUUGAACUUCAGCUGUGUCUCGCUAAUAAACUAGAACAGGAAUAUCCACCCAAUAUUGUUGAUCACUGGAGUAAAUUUAAGGAUUCCGUAAAUAGCGCAUGUAAAGAAUCAGUUGGUCUGAAGAAAUACAAACAUCAAGAUUGGUUUGAUCAGAAGGAUGCAGCUAUUCAAGAGCUUAUUCAAAAGGCCAGAAAAUAUCUGUUUGAACACCUGAAUGACGCAAAGUCUGAAACAAAGAAGAAAAUACACCACACGGCAAAAGCUCAGAUACAAAAUGCCACAAGGGAAAUGAAAAAUAAGUGGUUGACAUAG
Molecule: messenger RNA, 1092 nt
Organism: Macrobrachium nipponense
Lineage: Eukaryota; Metazoa; Arthropoda; Malacostraca; Decapoda; Palaemonidae
Product: craniofacial development protein 2-like
Exons: 1
Coding region: 1-1092 (363 amino acids)
Biological process (GO): chromatin remodeling
Cellular component (GO): nucleus
Source: RefSeq, a predicted model, not a curated record